Messenger RNA from Choloepus didactylus (southern two-toed sloth), 1615 nucleotides. It is a transcript of the gene ZNF296, whose product is annotated as zinc finger protein 296. The record is from RefSeq and is a predicted model, not a curated record. Gene Ontology annotation, cellular component: nucleus. Bases 58 to 1482 code for a protein of 474 amino acids. The transcript has 3 exons. NCBI's taxonomy places the organism in Eukaryota, Metazoa, Chordata, Mammalia, Pilosa, Megalonychidae. Gene Ontology annotation, molecular function: DNA-binding transcription factor activity; RNA polymerase II cis-regulatory region sequence-specific DNA binding. Gene Ontology annotation, biological process: negative regulation of dendrite development; regulation of transcription by RNA polymerase II.
GGACUGAGCGCACGGCUCGCGCGUCCUCCGCCAGCCCGCGCGCCCUCCCCGCGACCCAUGUCCCGCCGCAAGGCCGGCAGCACUCCCCGCCGAGUAGACCUCGCGCCCGCCGCCAACGCAGACGACGAGAUGGAGAUGCCGGACCUCGUCAUCGAAGUCAAGCCCGAUCCGGACGCGCGGCCCCUGCAGGCCCCGGGGCUGGGGCCGUUCGCGCCCCAGGAGCUGCCCGCGCUCGGCCGGUUCGGGAGCGAAUCCCGCCUCUCCCCCGGCUCCACGCUCGCCGGGGCCGCCCUCCACGCCAUUGGCGCGCGGAGCCAGUGGGCCGGGUGGACGCCGCUGAACCCGAACCCUCUCGACCGCCAGCUCUGGACCGACAAACGCCCAGAUCUGUUGACCUGCGGCCGCUGCCUGCAGACCUUCCCGUUGGAAGCCAUCACUGCCUUCAUGGACCACAAGAAGCUGGGCUGUCAGCUCUUCAGAGACCCCGGCCUCAGGCAGGGCUCAGAACGAGACGACCUGAAAACCUUGAGCUGCCUCCACUGCGGCCGAGAGUUCACGGAGGCCUGGAGACUGCUGUGCCAUGCCCAGCGUGACCACGGACUGUCCAUCUACCAGACCGAGGCAGAGGCCCCAGUGGCCCCCGAGUCCCCACUGCUGGGUCUGGCUGAGGUGGCCGCGGCCGUGUCCGCUGUGGUGGGGCCGGUGGCCGAGGCCAAGGGCGCCCGGGUGAGCAGCCGCCGGAGCCCCACCUGCCCUGUGUGCAAGAAGACCCUCAGCUCCUUCAGCAACCUCAAGGUGCACAUGCGCUCGCACACGGGCGAGCGGCCCUACGCCUGCGACCAGUGUCCCUAUGCCUGUGCCCAGAGCAGCAAGCUCAACCGCCACAAGAAGACCCACCGACACCCGCAGUCCCAGAGCCCCUGUGCUGCAGACGCCGGCCAGGAACAGGCCUCCGCGGCCCCCCCGGAGCCAGCCUCCCAUGCCGCCGCCCCGGCCAGCACCCUCCCGCACCGCAGUGGGGAAGGGACUGGAGCCGCCGCCACAGCGGGUGUCCAGGAGCCCGGGGCUCCUGGCAGCGGGGCUCAGGCAGGCCCCGGCGGGAACGGUUGGGGAGCCGCCACCAAGGAACAGAGAACUGACCCUGCUAAGAGCCAGAAGACCUCGCCCAAGAAGAUGCCGAAGCCGGCAGGCAAGGGCCGUGGGCCGGGAAGCAGGUGCGAGUUCUGCGGGAAGCACUUCACCAACAGCAGCAACCUGACGGUGCACCGGCGCUCGCACACCGGCGAGCGGCCCUACGCCUGCGAGCUCUGCCCCUACACCUGCGCCCAGAGUAGCAAGCUCAACCGCCACCGCCGCAUGCACGGCCUGGGGCCCAGCGGCAUCCGCUUCCAGUGCCCCCACUGCUGUGUGCCCUUUGGCCUCCGCGCCACCCUGGACAAGCACCUGCGGCAGAAACACCCUGAGGCGGGCGGGGGCGCCUGAGCUCCAGGCACACCCUCUCCUGCCGCCCCUGUGUACCGCUGUCCCCACUGCUGUCCUCCCUAGUUGUGCAAGUAAACCAUCUCUCCUUGGUUACACAACGUGAGUGUGGACUUUCUUGGGGUGUCUGAGGUGG